AUGCGCUGUAAACCGUUUAAGGACCUGAGAUCUGGCGCCUUCGUGGCCAACCUCGAAGAUCCUGGCGGUGUUCAAGCGAACGCCUUCGGCUGCAUCGACCCGGGAGGUGAACAUGUCUUCGCGGUGCAAGCGAACAAGGCUCUUUGGCAAGUCUGGGACUGGAGCAAGAAGCCAACUUACAGGGCGAGCUUGCCGGAAAAAAUCACUGCGAUGGCUUUCAGCCCAGAUGCAGCACUCUGCUUUGCCGGGGCAGCGUCCGGUACACUGUAUAUUUGGAUGAUGAGCACAGGUACAUUGCUUCGCUGUUGGCCUGCGCACUUUAGAGAGAUCUCGCAAAUCCUGGUAUCAAGCGAUGGUGGUUUUCUCGUCACUGCAUCUGCAGAUUCUGCAGUGCAUGUUUACAAUCUUGCAGACGUGCUUGGUGACGCGGGAGCUGCAAAACCAUUCCACUCUUGGUCCGGACAUUCUUUAGCGGUAACGUCUUUGGCAUUUCUCGGAGGUGGCAGCACUCCUCGCCAGGUCGUGGCCACAGGGAGUCUGGACCGUUCUGUCCGCCUUUGGGAUGUGGGCACUGGCAAGCCACUGCUCACACGCAGUAUGCCGGCCCAAGUCCAUGGUCUGAGCGCAGGACCUUCCGCAUCCGAACUGUUUGUUGCUUCCGGCAAUGGUGGUCUUUGCAGCCUUGCAACAUCCAACUUUUCGCAAGACAGCUGUCCAUACAUUGGUCACACUGGAGCUGUGCACAGCUGUGCAACUUCUUUCGACGGCAGUCGUAUUGCAUCGUGCAGCGAUGUAGAUCGUGUUCGGGUAUGGGAGACGCGAACCCGACAGUGUGUGGCACAACUGCAUGCAAGUCGAGAUGUCAAGAUUUCGGCCGUCCGAAUAGUGCGCAAGUUGCCCCAGAUGCCUGGGCUUCCGCCUUUCCAGCCCUUCCAGCGCAUGCUCGUGGCAGCUCACGAGAUGCCUUCGGUCUCACGAUGCUUUUCUGGCCGGGACACUGCUCUGAAGCACCGCAUGGGUCCUUACACGAAAACUGACGAGAUCUUGGAUCACGUGCAGUGGAUCUCGGGAGCAGAAGCUGCAAAGCCGGCUACAGACGCAGCGCAGGGGGACGGCGAGCAGGACUUGGGCGCCCUCCUGGAGGAGGCGCGCCAAGGUCAGGCGCGCUGGGCGAAGGUGGCACAUCAACUUUAUGAGCUCCUGACAGAGCGGGGUCUCGACACGGAAGCCAAAGCUCUUGCCAACAGUGGCGCCAGCCGCUGA
This is a messenger RNA of Symbiodinium sp. CCMP2592, 1263 nucleotides long. The record is from the annotation of a GenBank genome assembly. NCBI's taxonomy places the organism in Eukaryota, Dinophyceae, Suessiales, Symbiodiniaceae.